Molecule: messenger RNA, 1225 nt
Organism: Erythranthe guttata (spotted monkey flower)
Lineage: Eukaryota; Viridiplantae; Streptophyta; Magnoliopsida; Lamiales; Phrymaceae
Source: RefSeq, a predicted model, not a curated record
UUUAUUGAAACAUAGCAUAUUCUAAACAUAUUAGGGUGGAGAGCAACCAUAGAGCGUUGAAGAGAUGGUUGGAAUCGUCCACGGGUGGCUUUGACACAUUUUGGGCACAGUAUCACUCACAGAUGAAAGAUCAAAUUAACGAGAUACUAGCCGAUUUUGCAAAAUCAAAGAGGAUUCGGGCCCAGACGAUCAACGUGCCCGUAUUUAAAAUAUUGUCCAGUGGAAUUGUAACACAUAACGCUCUGCAGAUGUUGGACGAUGAGAAGGAUGAAGACAUAGACGGUUGCGUCUGUUAUAUGAGGAAAUGUCUUGGACUCCCAUGCAGACAUGAAAUUCGUGCAAAGGUGAAUGCACGACGUGGUGUGUUUUAUGCAGAGGAUGUCCACAUUUUUUGGAGGACAUUUAUUUCGGGAUUCGGGGAUUCCCUAGAUGAAAGUAUUGGUUCUGUUCCCGACCACAGGUCACAGGCUAUUGGCAGGCUAGAAGGGUUAAUGAAUGAGUUGCGUGAGCGGUCAGAAAUUGAGAUCACGGACGUGAAAAAUGUCAUUUUUGAACGAAUGCAUCCCGGGGCUAUGGAAAUGAAUGAGCCAGCAGUACUAGACAACCCGAGAGGUAGACCGCGGAAGAACUCUACACAGAGGGAUCGGUCAGGGCAUGAGUUUCCAUUAUAUCCGGGAGAAGGUGAAGAGUCUGGACGAGGACGAGGACGAGGACAAUCACGAGGCAACAGAGGGCGGGGUUCAUCUUCUGAGAGAUCUAGCCGUGGUCGUGCUCGUUCAUCGACCGUGAGUGGACCCGCAAUAGGUCAAAUUCCCCGACCCCCUUGGAUGCGACAACUUCAUUUCUGCCUUAUUCCGGAGGUUGUGACGUGGACGGACGUUCAAGGGGAUGGUAAUUGUGGUUAUCGAAGCGUCGCGUGUGCAGUGAAGAACCACGAAGAUGAUUGGAUGGAUGUUAGAUUGGAUGUUUAUAACUGUAUUAAAACCCACGAAGAGUUCUUCAAGGAUUAUUUCGGUGGUGGUAAUUUAGUGUAUCGGGUGUUGGCGAGUGUCGCUUAUUGGGACAACGCCCCAGCACCCUAUGAGAAGUGGAUGACUAUCACAGACGUGGGCGUGGUUGUGGCAACAUAUUACAACGCGUUGGGCAUAUAAGGCUCGACCGUAUCCAUCCAUCGAAUAGUCCCGUGAUGAACCGUCUUUGCAACUUCAGAUGCCACUUUCAAUCC